CUAUAACAUAUAUAUAUAACAUUAAUAAAAAUGAAAAAAAAACACAUACCAUUCCUCACUCCAAAAUCUCAGCCUAGCCUAUUUUUACCGGGCUUUUUCCUGAGAACUAAUUUAAGAAGUAGGAAACCGAGAUUUGACGAUGAUGAUGAAGAUUUAGAAUAUGAUUCUAACUUUACUCAUGGUCGUAGAGCUCGAGCAGUUGUAUCUUAUAGAGAAGAUGAAGAUGAUGAAGAUGAAAUAGAUGGUGAUGGUGAUGGUAUUGAACCACCAAGAGAACCAAAAGUAGAAGAACCAAAAGAACCAGUCGAUGAUGAAGUGGAUUAUGUAGAAGAUGAUGAAGAAGAUGAUGAAGAUACUAAACCUACCUCCCGAAAGAGAAGUAGUCAACGAUCCAGACGGUCUAAGAUUGAAUCUGAUGAUGAAUUUGAAGCCGACGAUUUUGAAGAUGAAGAUGAAGUUAUAAGUGAAGAUGAUGACUUUAUAGAAAAACUUCAAGAAAAGAGUUUUAUAGUUAAAGAUGAAGAAGAUAAUGAAGAUUUUGGAUAUGGAGAAUCUCCUCGAAAGAAAAGAAGAAGAGUAAGAACAAGAUCUCGAUCAGUUGAACCAAAAGUUAUUGAAGAAAAUGGUGAUAUUACAAAGGAAUCAGAAGAAGAAGAUGAUAUUCAAAAGGAAUUAGCUGAACUUUAUGAUUCAUCACCAGAUACAAGUCCAGUUCAACAUAAAUUAAGAGAAAGAAAUCAAAAUAUUGAUUAUACAAUCCCACCUCCAAUAACUAAUGAAACUCAAUUAUAUGAUAAUUUUAGAUCAGCUCCAAGUGGUAGAGGUAGAAAAGGUAGACCAUCAACUAAUAAAAGUGAAUAUAGAAAAAUUUUAUUUCCAACUGCUGGACCAUUUGGUGGUAGUGAUGUUAUAUCAUUAUUUGGAACAAAUAUUCCUCCUGGUGGUAUUCCAAUUCCAGGAAUGACUGGUGAUCCAAAUUUAACAGCCAUUGGACAAAAUUUAAGUGAUUCUGAUAGUUCAGAUGAAGAAAUUGCUCCAAUUAAUGGUGAAGCUACUAUUUCUAAAAAGCCUUUACCAUCAAUAACUAAAUUUAAUACUAGUACUACUACCAAUAAUAAUAAUCCAAAUAUUCUUAAUAAUACAAAACUUAUAACGGCUGGAUCAUCUGAUCCAUCAAAGGAUAAGAAAAAGAGUACUUUAAGUGAUACUGAUCCAUUAGGUAUUGAUAUGAAUAUUGAUUUCUCUGCUGUGGGAGGUCUUGAUAAUUAUAUAAAUCAAUUAAAAGAAAUGGUUGCAUUACCAUUAUUAUAUCCUGAAUUAUAUCAAAAUUUUGCUAUAACUCCUCCAAGAGGAGUAUUAUUUCAUGGUCCACCAGGUACAGGUAAAACAUUAAUGGCUCGAGCUUUAGCUGCUAGUUGUUCAACUGCUGAAAGGAAAAUUACUUUCUUUAUGAGAAAAGGUGCCGAUUGUUUAAGUAAAUGGGUUGGAGAAGCUGAAAGACAAUUAAGACUUUUAUUUGAAGAAGCAAAAAAUCAACAACCAGCUAUUAUUUUCUUUGAUGAAAUAGAUGGAUUAGCUCCAGUAAGAUCUUCUAAACAAGAACAAAUUCAUGCUAGUAUUGUAUCAACUUUAUUAGCAUUAAUGGAUGGUAUGGAUAAUAGAGGUCAAGUUAUUGUAAUUGGAGCUACUAAUAGACCUGAUUCAAUUGAUCCUGCUUUAAGAAGACCAGGAAGAUUUGAUCGAGAAUUUUAUUUCCCAUUACCUGAUAUAAAUGCUAGAAAGGAAAUUUUAGCAAUUCAAACGAGAAAAUGGACUCCACCAUUACAAGAAACAUUUAUUGAAAAAAUAGCUGAAUUAACUAAAGGUUAUGGAGGAGCUGAUUUAAGAGCUUUAUGUACAGAAGCAGCAUUAAAUAGUAUUCAAAGAAAGUAUCCACAAAUUUAUCAAACUAAUGAAAAAUUACAAGUUAAUCCAUCAAAAGUUAAAGUUAUUGCAAAAGAUUUUAUGAAAGCAAUUGAAAAAAUUGUUCCAUCAAGUGCCAGAUCUUCAUCAACUGGUUCAGCUCCAUUACCAGAUCAUUUAAAACCUUUAUUACAAGAUAGUUUACAAGAAAUUACUGAAAAAUUAAGUAAUUUAUUACCUAAUACAAUUCAUAAUCCUAAUCAAAAAAAAUUAACUACAUUAGAUGAAGCAUUAUAUUUUGAUCCAUCAAUUAAUGAUCCAGAUGGAGGAUUUUCAAGACAACAAUUAUUAAGAAAUCUUGAAGGUUCAAGAAUUUGUAAACCUCAUUUAUUAGUUAGUGGAAAUGAAGGUAAUGGACAACAAUAUAUUAGUGGAGCAAUAUUAAAUUAUUUAGAAGGAUUUCAAGUUCAAUCAUUAGAUAUGGGGAAUAUAUUUGGAGAUGCUACUAGAACUCCUGAACUGACAAUUGUUCAAGCAUUUAUUGAAGCAAGAAGAAGUCAACCAUCAAUAUUAUUUAUACCAAAUAUAGAUGUUUGGUUUGAUGUUGUACCCCAUUCUGCAAGAGCAACAUUAUCAAGUUUACUUAGAAGUCUUAAAAGUAGUGAAAAGAUUCUUUUAUUGGGAGUUUCUGAAACUGAAGAAUGUCAAUUAGAUUCAGAAAUUAAAAUUUUAUUUGGUAUAAAUAGUCCGGCUAAUAAUGUUAAAUUAAAUAAUCCAAGUGAAAUUCAAAGACAUAUUUAUUUUGAAUCUAUUUUAAAAACUUUAAACAUGAAACCUUAUGAAUUUAUUAAUGAUAUAGAAAAUCGUCCAAAACGGAAAUUAAAGAAAUUACCAAUUGUUAAGACUUUACCAAAUUCUUCAACAAUUGAAUUAGAUAAGAAAAAGAUUAAAGAAAUUGAAUAUAAUGAUACUAAAUUAAAAAAUGUAUUAAAAAUUAAAUUAGCUGGAUUAAUGGAUUUAUUUAAAAAUCGGUAUAAACGAUUUAAAAAACCUAUUAUUGAUGAGAAUUUACUUUAUCAUUUAUUUGAUCCUAGUGUAAUUCAAAAUCCAAUUAAUCAAUAUGAAGUAUUAUAUAUUAAAUCUAAUGAUUCUAAACAUGAAAAUAUGAUUCAAGAAUUAACUACUGGGAAAUAUUAUCAUAAUAUGGAUUUAGAUAUUAUAGAAGAAAGAUUAUGGAAUGGAUAUUAUAGUGAACCAAAACAAUUUUUAAAGGAUAUUAAAAUGAUUGUUAAAGAUUCUAUAACUUCUGGUGAUCGAGAAAGAAUUUUAAAAGCUAAUGAAAUGUUAACUAAUGCUCAAUUUGGUAUAGAUGAUUUUUCAACACCAGAUUUUGUAAAUGCAUGUCAUGAAAUGAGACUUCGAGAGAUUGAAAGACAAAAUAAAUUAUUACAAGAUCAUAGGAAGCUUGAACAAGAGUUUAGAAAACAACUGAUUGCCAAUAUUAAAGAUUUGACUGAUAUACCUCGAGUGGAAUCUCAACAAGAUCCAAGUACUAAUACUAGUAAUAAUGGUAAUAUUGAGAUUGUUGAACAACCUCAACCUCAACCACAACCUCAACCACAUCAAGUAAUAGUUUCUGAGAUUGGAGUUGAUGAAUCUGUUACCACUGUAACUGAAACUAUUGAUGAAGCUAAAGAAAAUGGUAAUACUGUAGUAAUAGAAGGCACUAAUGAAACUAAACCCGAAGUUGAGGCCGAAGUUGAAGUUGAAGUUGAAGCUCAAACUGAGACAGUAUCAGAAACUAUAGAAAAUGGUAAUAAUGAAGAAGAUUCUGAAUCAGAAAUUGAAGAAGAAUUACCUAUAGAUAUAAAUAAAUCAGUUGAAUUAAAUCAAUCUGAAUUUGAUUCAUUCUAUAAUGAACUUAUUAGAGUAACUAAUGAUUUUAAUAUUGAAAAACUUGAAAUAGUUAUGGCUAAAGCGAUGGAUAUAAUUUGGACUGAUAGAAAUCAAUGGAAUAAAUCUCCUACUAUUAAUAAAUUAAAGACAAUAAUUACAGCCAUUCAACAUGAUUUUAAAAAUGGAUCUUAA
Molecule: messenger RNA, 3990 nt
Organism: Scheffersomyces amazonensis
Lineage: Eukaryota; Fungi; Ascomycota; Pichiomycetes; Serinales; Debaryomycetaceae
Exons: 2
Coding region: 31-3990 (1319 amino acids)
Biological process (GO): positive regulation of transcription by RNA polymerase II
Cellular component (GO): nucleus
Molecular function (GO): ATP hydrolysis activity; ATP binding; histone binding
Source: RefSeq, a predicted model, not a curated record